Messenger RNA from Xenopus tropicalis (tropical clawed frog), 3033 nucleotides. RefSeq names its product protein tyrosine phosphatase domain containing 1 (gene ptpdc1). The transcript has 10 exons. Lineage: Eukaryota; Metazoa; Chordata; Amphibia; Anura; Pipidae. The record is from RefSeq and is a predicted model, not a curated record. Gene Ontology annotation, molecular function: protein tyrosine phosphatase activity; protein tyrosine/serine/threonine phosphatase activity; hydrolase activity. The coding region runs from base 100 to 2262 and encodes 720 amino acids. Gene Ontology annotation, biological process: cilium assembly.
AAAUAGGCCCCCCAGUAUGAUCUAAUGAUUGGCCCAAGGACUGAAUAAUUGGAAGUUCCCAGAUACCCAUAGGACAUUGCAGUGCCAGGAGCCAAUGCGAUGGCAGCCGGGAUAUUGAUGGAGAACAAUGUGCAAUGCUACCCGCUGGGCAACACUGGCACCGGCACCAUGGCAAUAACUUCAGGGAGCUGCCGACGCCCAACAUCCAAAUACACCAAAGUGGGGGAGCGGCUGCGCCAUGUGAUCCCCGGCCACAUGCAGUGCUCUAUGACAUGUGGGGGCCGCGCCUGCAAAUAUGAGAACCCAACUCGAUGGAGCGAUGAGGAACAAGCCAUUAAAGGCCUUUACUCCUCCUGGAUCACAGACAACAUCCUCGCCAUGGCACGCCCAUCAUCAGAAAUCAUUGAUAAAUAUGAUAUCAUCAGGCAAUUUAAAAGCUGCAGCAUCAAAACCGUCAUUAACCUGCAGCGCCCCGGGGAGCACGCCAGCUGUGGGAACCCCCUGGAGCCCGAGAGCGGAUUCACUUAUCUGCCCGAAGCUUUCAUGGAGGCGGAGAUUUAUUUCUAUAAUUUUGGGUGGAAAGAUUACGGCGUCGCUUCGCUUACCACAAUUCUGGACAUGGUUAAAGUCAUGGCGUUUGCCUUACAGGAGGGGAAAGUAGCCAUCCAUUGCCACGCGGGGCUUGGCCGUACAGGUGUGCUGAUCGCUUGCUAUUUGAUAUUUGCCACCCGUAUGACGGCAGACCAGGCCAUCCUGUUGGUGCGUGCCAGGCGGCACAAUGCCAUCCAGACCCGGGUGCAGUUGCUGUGCAUCAGAGAAUUCUCCCAGUUCCUGGCUCCAUUACACAACGUAUUCGCCUGCUCGGACCCCAAGGCUCACGCCGUCACUCUGAACCAGUACUUAAUCCGACAGCAGCACUUGCUCCAUGGCUACGAAGCCCGCCAUCUGAAAUACGUGCCAAAAAUGGUCCAUCUGGUCUGUAAGUUGCUGCUGGACCUGGCAGAGAACAGGCAAGUGUUGGAGGAGGAGAUUUUGGACGGACCGGACCUGACGGCAGAGAUAGAGAAAGCAGUGUCCCAGCUCCCGGCGGUGCCGCUGGAUACAGUGUUAGGGGGCGCCAUGUCGGGGGCUGAUCCAUUAACCCUUUCCGUAAGCCCCACGGCCGGUUUAACCCUUCACGACUCAGUGUUAUCCAGUGAGCAGGAAUUCGAUCCGCUGUGGAAGCGUCGGAAUGUCGAGUUCCUCCAGCCCCUGUCCCACCUGAAGAAGCGGCUGAGCUACAGCGACUCGGACCUAAAGAAGGCGGAGCUGCUCCUGGAGCAGGGGGAGACCCCGUGGACCGAGCCGGCCCAGAUGCCCUUUGUUGCGCACGUUUUGGUAAAGCAUUGCUUUGUGCCCGGCGGUGACGACUCGGAUCACCCUUCGCCUUUGCCUAAAAAACAGCCCCCGGCGCACAAUACGUUUUCUUUUUGGACUCAAAGCAAACUGGGCACCCCUGAACCCCAAAGGGAAGGGUCCCCACUUUUCCUCAAAAGGAAGCCCCCCAGGGAGAUGCAGAGGAGUCGCACCUUCUCAUUGGGGUAUUCCUGCUUGUUAAACAGCAACCAGACACCGCUACUGGCAAACGCAGAGCCCACCCUGCCCGCUGGCAAUGACUGCCCCUGUGCCACGGGCCCCGAAACUGCCCACGACGCUGCCCCCAAAGCCACGUUUUAUCUGGGGAAUGGAACCCAAGAGGAGAGAGAGGCGUCUCCGUGCGUCCCCCAUAUUGUGCUGCAGUCGGAGACGAACCUCGAAUCCCGGCGGCUGCAGGCGGCAAAAGCCCUUGCGCAACAACCGCCGGAAAGUGAGGAUGAGAUAGCGAAGAAAGUGGCAGUUUGGCAGAAAGAGUUAAACUCCCGGGAAUCGGCCUGGGAUAGAAUCUGCUCGGAGAGAGACCCCUUGGUGCUGUGCGGCCUGAUGUGGGCCUGGCUGGAUCAGCUCAAAGAACCGGUCAUCACAAAGGAGGAUAUUGACCUGCUAACGGGCUGUGACCCAAACACUGCCCUCUGCCUGCUGGAGAAGAGCCAACACCAAACCCUCCUGUGUGUCCUGCACUGUGUGAGUCGCCUGCAGCCAAUCCCUAACCAGUUACUGGGGGACCUACUGGCCAGGGCCGCCCGAGCUUUCACCAAGGUGACGGCGGAUUCCGAGGACGCCCCAGUUGUAUAUGGCACCCUCAUUCCCAUCUUCAGGGGCGCACUGUCCGACCUGCGCAAAUAGGGGGCAAAUAGGGGCGCACUGUCCGACCUGCGCAAAUAGGGGGCAAAUAGGGGCGCACUGUCCGACCUGCGCAAAUAGGGGGCAAAUAGGGGCGCACUGUCCGACCUGCGCAAAUAGGGGGCAAAUAGGGGCGCACUGUCCGACCUGCGCAAAUAGGGGGCAAAUAGGGGCGCACUGUCCGACCUGCGCAAAUAGGGGGCAAAUAGGGGCGCACUGUCCGACCUGCGCAAAUAGGGGGCAAAUAGGGGCGCACUGUCCGACCUGCGCAAAUAGGGGCGCACUGUCCGACCUGCGCAAAUAGGGGGCAAAUAGGGGCGCACUGUCCGACCUGCGCAAAUAGGGGGCAAAUAGGGGCGCACUGUCCGACCUGCGCAAAUAGGGGCGCACUGUCCGACCUGCGCAAAUAGGGGGCAAACCCAACGCAGAAUUCCCCAUUUCCCCCCUUUUUGCCAGUUCCUAUCUCUGCUCAUUGGCAGUUCCCGUGGGUCGGCUCCGUGGUACAAAGGGCUCAAUCUACUGUGUUCGGUUCCGUUACAUGUCGUGUUGUGUAUAAUUGUGAGAUAUUGUCCCACAUGUCCCCCCUCCCUGUGUAUCCGGUGACUGGUUAUUAUUUGUAUUUAACGAUACCGGAAAUACCGUCUUUAUUUAUUUUAUGACAGAGGGGACAAUGUGGCGCUGACCCGCUGCUUAAUGUCCCAAAUAUUGCACUGUGACAUUUUAUUCUAUUUGUAUUGGCUGAAUAUCAGUCCGUUUGUACAGAGUCGGAACCUU